Messenger RNA from Yamadazyma jaroonii, 1938 nucleotides. The record is from the annotation of a GenBank genome assembly. NCBI's taxonomy places the organism in Eukaryota, Fungi, Ascomycota, Pichiomycetes, Serinales, Debaryomycetaceae.
AUGGAGAAAAUCGAUUUAUCCACCAAUGCAAGAAGCAUUGAAGAUGCUUAUUUAAGAGUUGUUAGAAAUCAAGACAUUAAUUAUGUUGUUUAUACUGUUAGUAAAAGUUCCGUCGUAGAUGUUGAAGCUACAGGAUCAGGAGAUUUAAAUGAUUUUGUUGAACAUUUCUCUGACGGACACGUUCAAUUCGGUUUAGCAAGAGUUUCAGCUCCAGGAUCUGAUGUUUUCAAAAAUUUAUUAUUAGGUUGGUGUCCUGAUAAUGCUCCUGCUAAAGCCAGAUUAUCUUUUGCUAGUAAUUUUGCUGAUAUUUCCAAUAUCUUGAAAGGGUUCCAUGUUCAGAUCACUGCUAGAGAUCAAGAUGAUUUGGAUGUGGAUGAAUUCUUAUCCAGAGUUAGUGCAGCUUCAGGUGCUAGAUAUUCAAUUCAAAGUACAACUGGUUCAGCUAAGCCAACAACUGCUAAACCAACAAGGGUUAUUCCACCUCCACAAAAAAUCGAAAAGCCAAUUGAACCAAAACCAAUCGUCCCCAAACCGGCUGCUAAACCAAGCGUUUCUUCAAAGCCAAGUUUCAUCCCUAAAUCAACUGGUAAUCCAAUCAAUGUUUCAAAUGAUUCGCCUAUCAUUAAACCUAAACCUCCAGUAACUUCCAAGCCAGUAGUCAAAUCUGAAAAUGAAGAUGAAUGGGGUGGAGAACAAGAAAUAGAAGAAAGAGAUUUUGACAAGAAACCAUUGGAAGAUAUUCCUUCUGCUUACAAACCAACUAAAGUUAAUAUCGACGAAUUAAGAAAAGGUAAGUCAGACACCAUUUCUUCUCAACCUAAACCAAAUAAACUCAAUGAAGAAAAGAAAGAAGAAGAAGCACCAAAAUCAUUAUCUGAUAGAAUGUCUGCUUAUAAAAGCAACGAAGCACCAUCUGAUGGUAGAUUAACUUCAUUACCAAAACCAAAAGUCAAUAAUUCUGUAGCUUCCAGAUACGCUGGUGGAAGUUCUGGUCCAUCCUUUGGUUCAAAACCUUCUUUCAUCAAACCUGUUGAAAAUAAAACUGAUAAGUUGGUUACUGACAAUAGAGAUUUUGCUUCUGAAAAUGGAAAGACUCCAGCUCAAAUCUGGGCUGAAAAGAGAGGUAAAUAUAAAACUGUUCCUCAAAGUGAUGAAUCACUUUCAACUCCAGAACCUGUUUCAGAAAACGAAUUAGCCGAAAAGUUCAGCAAAGUGGCGGUUGAACCUAAAGAGGAACCUGAACCUGAAGUGGAAGAAGAAGUAGAAGAAGAAGAAGUUCAAACUCCAGAAAUCAAAUCUGAACCAACUAUAAUAAAACCUUCAGCUUUCCCACCUCCUCCAGCUAGAAACUUACCUCCAAAAGAAGAACCUGUCGAAGAACCUGAACCUGAAGUUGAAGAAGAGGUUGAAGAAACCGAACCUGAAGUUGUUUCAUCUACCCCUGUACCUUCAUUACCUGCUCGUUCCCAACCAACUCCUCCUGUGACCAAGAAAAACACUGCCGUAGCCGAAUACACUUAUGAAAAGGAUGAAGAUAAUGAGAUUGGAUUCGAAGAAGGUGAUUUAAUUAUUGAAAUUGAAUUUGUUGAUGAAGACUGGUGGUCAGGUAAACAUUCUAAAUCUGGCGAAGUUGGAUUAUUCCCCUCUUCCUACGUGAGCUUAAAAGAAGAAUCUGAAGACAAGGAAUCUGACAUCCCUGCUCCAGCUUUACCUUCGAGAUCUGAACCUGAACCUGAACCUGAACCAGUUAAGUCAGAUAAACCUUCAGCAACUGCUGAAUAUGAUUACGAAAAAGAUGAAGAAAACGAAAUUGGCUUCAACGAAGGUGAUGUUAUCGUCGAAAUUGAAUUUGUCGAUGAUGAUUGGUGGUCAGGUAAACAUUCAACUUCAGGAGAAACUGGUUUGUUCCCUGCCAAUUAUGUUAAAUUAAACAAUUAA